This is a messenger RNA of Funneliformis geosporum, 729 nucleotides long. NCBI's taxonomy places the organism in Eukaryota, Fungi, Glomeromycota, Glomeromycetes, Glomerales, Glomeraceae. The record is from the annotation of a GenBank genome assembly.
AUGAGCAAUAUAGCACAAGUCGAUCAAUCUGAUAUACGGAAGUUGAAAAUGAGACAUGCAUUUUUAAAAAGAUUAAUACCAAAGAAUCAACUUGCAAUAGAGGAUUGGUCUUAUAAUACUACUAUCAGCUCAGGUCAUAUUGUUCCAGUUAUAACUGAAGAAGAUGUGAAAUGCUUAGGAUUAAAGAUUAAUUGGAUCAUACGUAGCAAGCAAAUGCCAGUUUAUUGCUCAAGUGUAACUCAUCUCAAAAUAUCAUACUACCAUUCACUUUCAGAUAAAAAAAUCAUAAGUAUUGUACAUUUAUGUCCAAAUAUAAUCCAUUUGAGUUUCAUAUAUAUUAAAGGAUUUAGUAAUAAAGUAUUAGAACUGAUAGCGUGUUCAUACUCAAAUCUGAAGUAUCUCAAUCUGUGUGAUGAUCAGUCAGGUAGUUUUAGGAACUUUCAUGUUCAAGAAGUAGAUGAUGGAGAUCUAUGGGAAAUCAUAAAGUUAUGCCAUAAAUUAGAAUAUUUAAAUAUUGCCUAUCGCAGAGGGAUUACUGAACAUUCAAUUUGCGAAAUUGCUAAUUCGUUUCUUAAUUUAAAGUAUCUCAAUUUAGAAGGGUGUAAUAAUAUUAGCAAAGAAACUGUAGAUCAGUUUGUUUUACUUAAUCCAAAUAUUCAUGUUGAGAAUUUCAUGAACACUUUAUCGUCUCCUGAUUUUAUUAACACACUUAGAGAUUAUCUUAAUUAG